Molecule: messenger RNA, 1951 nt
Organism: Neoarius graeffei (lesser salmon catfish)
Lineage: Eukaryota; Metazoa; Chordata; Actinopteri; Siluriformes; Ariidae
Gene: dnajb2
Product: DnaJ heat shock protein family (Hsp40) member B2
Exons: 9
Coding region: 301-1461 (386 amino acids)
Molecular function (GO): Hsp70 protein binding
Source: RefSeq, a predicted model, not a curated record
UGACGCAGCGCGGCUGGAGGAGGGGACGCACGAUUCAGAGACAGAUAUAGAAGCGGGAAUAAUAACCCGUACGGUCUAGUAAAUGACAUACAGCGAGCUGGGACGAAGCGGAAAUAACGGGCUCGCGUGAGACUUCCGUUACAGCCGUCGGUCUUCGUGAAGGAUCCGUGUUUUCCGGCGCGAGCGCAUUCCAGCGGUUGCCUGGGCAAUAUAAUUCAGCCUUGUUUGUUUGUUUGUUUGUUUGUCCUCCCUGGUGGACAUUUCUAAAAACACAAGUGGGAGCAGUGAGGACAGGAAGACAUGGUGGAUUACUAUGACAUUCUGGGAGUUUCACGCAGUGCCUCUCCAGAUGACAUCAAAAAAGCAUACAGGAAGCAGGCUUUGCGGUGGCACCCAGACAAGAAUCCAGACAACAAGGAGGAGGCAGAGAGAAAAUUCAAGGAAAUUGCAGAGGCCUAUGAAGUCCUGUCGGACAGAAGCAAACGAGAAGCAUAUGAUGCUUAUGGCAAAAGUGGCAUGCCAAGCUCAGGCUCUGGCGCUGGCUCUUUUCCUGAUGACUUCCCAGGAUUCACCUUCACAUUCCGCAGCCCAGAUGAGGUGUUUCGGGAGUUCUUUGGAGGCCAGGAUCCGUUUGCUGACUUCUUUGAUGAUUUCUCAUUUGGGGGUAUGCAUGGUGGGACGCGCAACGCUUUUCAUGGACACCAUGGCCCAUCCAGACUUGGGACCAGCCGCUUCUUCUCCUUUCCUUCAGCAGAUGUUGACUUCACCACCUUCUCUUCUUCCUCACUGGGUGGCUUUGGGACCGGAGGUGGGAAUUUUAAGUCCGUGUCCACUUCCACAAGGAUUGUCAAUGGGAAACGUACCACAACAAAAAAGAUCCGAGAGAACGGGCAGGAGAGAACAGAGAUUGAGGAGGAUGGGGUUUUGAAGUCUGUCCUAAUUAAUGGUGUAGAAGAUGAGAUGGCUCUAGCUCUGGAACUCAGCCGCAGGGAGAAGUCUAGCCAGCCUCAGCGGACAGAACAGUAUCGGCUCCCCGCCAACACCGCCCACUCUAAUCUGGCCAAUCGCAGCACUCGGCGCUCCUUCAGCUCCACUCCGUUCUUCAAUUGUCCCAGUGACGACGACGAGGAGGACGAAGACCUGCAGAUGGCACUGGCGUACAGCCUGUCUGAGAUGGAGGCCCAGCAGCGGGCAGCCGCCUCCACCCAGGACAUGAUCUCAGGUGCCAGGGGAGGGCGGGGCAAGCAGCGGAAAGGGAGGGAUGCUUAUCAUAAGCCCAGAUCAGUACAUGAAUCGGUACAAAUCACCUGUUCAUCUCCAGAGGAGAAAGGAACAGGGGGAUUAGAAAGGAGCGUCAGCCCAGAGGGGGUGCUUUUGGAGGAUAGGAAGGGAGAAGAACGAGUUGCCAAUGGUACCGCUGUGAUGAAAAGCAAGAAGAAGUGUCAGUGUGUGGUGUGUUAAGUACGAGUUAGAAGUAAUCCUGAGUCAUAGAACCGAGGGAGGACGCGCUGUUCAACGUUGCUGCAUGAUGUUCUCAGUAACCCUGUUUAUGGCUGCUGUCUUGAUCUUAACCCUAUCUGAAGUUUUCUGUAGCGUGUUGAGAGAUUUUUGCCUGUUUGUCACGGAGUAUAAGCCACGGUGUUAAGACGACUGUUUUUGGUUAGGUUUUUUUUUUUGAGUGUAAACACCAGGACUUGUGCUGAUUUAUCACAGCGAGGAUAGUUCAGCUGACUCAUGGGCUUUAUUUGAAGAUGUUAAUACUUCAGAAACGGCACAGUGUCCUGAAGCAGUGUAAUAACACAUCUAUACACUAAGUAUUUGUUUCAUACUAAGUUGUUUGGUUUAUAAUUCGUUUGGGUUGUUUACUGUUGGCUUAUUUUGACUUCUAUAAUACUGAACACUCACACGAUGCUGAACAAUGAAGUUGACUUAAAGGAACAGUCCACCGUAC